Molecule: messenger RNA, 1355 nt
Organism: Oldenlandia corymbosa var. corymbosa
Lineage: Eukaryota; Viridiplantae; Streptophyta; Magnoliopsida; Gentianales; Rubiaceae
Source: the annotation of a GenBank genome assembly
GUCAUCUAAAAUUCAUCAAGCCAUUUUGUAAAUGUAAGAAAUAAAAGGACACAUCAGGAAUUCUUUUCAGAAGAAAAUGUAAUAACAAUAGUCAUCAAUCAGGAAAGAAAAUGAAGGUCAUAAGCUGCAUUUCUGCAUUCAUUAUUGUAAGUUUUCUUAAUGUAGCCAUGGUAGAUGCAGCACCAUAUAGCUUUACUUGUCCGAUUUACACCACAUGUGAAGGACAAACCGUAACUUGCCCAGAAGAGUGCCCGAAUUUCUUCAUGCAAACCGGCCCAGGAUUUACUAAAUGGUGCCAACCAAAUUGUGGUGCUCUUGGAUCAACUUGCUCUCCCUUUUGCAGGCCAAUGGAUUUAAGUUGUGAUAGCCCCGGAUCGGCAUGCUUUGAUCCUCGCUUCAUCGGCGCAGAUGGAGGUGUGUUCUACUUUCACGGCAAGAGCAACGAGCAUUUCAGCUUAGUCUCCGAUCACAACCUUCAAAUCAACAGCCGCUUUAUCGGCCAUAGGCCGGCCGGUAGGCCGAGAGACUUCACCUGGAUUCAAGCAUUGGGUAUCCUCUUCAACUCCCACAACUUCUCUGUUGAGGCCACGAAAGCCGCCACGUGGGAUGAAAACAUCGAUCACUUCAAAUUCACCUUUGAUGGAAGGCGAAUCAUCAAACCAGAAGGCGCUUUUUCCACAUGGACUCAUCAGAAGGAUACAACAACAAUAAUAAUCAUCAAAAGAACAGCAGACCAGAACAGGGCAAUUGUGAAGAUUCCGGGUCUUGUGGAAAUACUAAUCAAUGUUGUUCCUGUAACGAAGGAAGACAGCCGAAUCCACAACUAUGGGAUUCCUUCUAAUGAUUGUUUUGCUCAUUUGGAGGUACAGUUUAGGUUCUACUCACUUUCGGCGAAAGUGGAAGGCGUAUUAGGCCGAACAUAUCAGCCUGAUUAUGUGAAUCCGGCAAAACCAGGUGUAGUUAUGCCUGUUUUGGGAGGAGAAAAUAGAUACAGAACAACUUCGCUGCUUACGGCGGAUUGCAAGACUUGUAUUUACUCUCCAGAUGAAGUUUCAGGUGAAUCCGUCCCGUCAAUACUCUCAUUCUAUAGCACGUUAGACUGCACCGGGAAGUUGUCACGUGGAAACGGAGUAGCUUGCAAUAAAUAAUUAAUCAGCAAGAAUUAGUCCUAUUAUUAAUCAUCCUUUCAUCUGUGAUCAAUAAAGCUGGCAGAAGCAAGCAUUCUGUUUCAACUUGUGCCUCGGAAUAAAUUAUGGAGAUGAAAAUUAAAUGUUUUUCACAAAUAAAGGUUUUGUAACAUCCAUCUCCACAUUAUGAGUGACAAGUGUAAACUUCGUAUAAUUAUUUUCUUUAGC